Molecule: messenger RNA, 713 nt
Organism: Oryza brachyantha (malo sina)
Lineage: Eukaryota; Viridiplantae; Streptophyta; Magnoliopsida; Poales; Poaceae
Product: EG45-like domain containing protein
Exons: 3
Coding region: 89-490 (133 amino acids)
Biological process (GO): systemic acquired resistance
Cellular component (GO): apoplast; cell wall
Source: RefSeq, a predicted model, not a curated record
AGCUUCAGAUCGAUAUCCAUUGCAACUCCUGCAAAGAGCUGAUCAUUUCGACUCUGCACUCCAGAGCGAUACACCUGAAUUGAUCACGAUGACGACGAUGCCUAAGGUGACUUCGGUUGUCAUGGCAGCCGUGGUCGGCAUGGCGAUGGUGUCGCUGGCCGCUGGGAUCUCUGGCACCGCGACUUUCUACACGCCUCCUUACAUACCGUCGGCGUGCUACGGGAACCAGGAGCAGGGGACGAUGAUCGCGGCGGCGAGCGACGUGUUCUGGAACGGCGGGGCGGCGUGCGGGAGGCGGUACGCGGUGACGUGCACGGGCGCCACCAACCAGGGCGUGCCGCAGCCGUGCACCGGCCGGAGCGUCACCGUCAAGAUCGUCGACUACUGCCCCUCCGGCUGCCAGGGCACCAUCGACCUCUCCCAGGAGGCCUUCGCCAUCAUCGCCAACCCGGACGCCGGCAAGAUCAAGAUCGACUACCGCCAGGUGUAAAUUCUACUAUCGACGUGAUGAAGUCCGCACGUAUCUAUAUAAAGCAAAUAAAAUGCAUCUCCAAAUGGUUGGAGCAAACGUAGAUUAAUUGUACCACUGGGAGAGUGAAAAAAUGUCUCCUGAUAUAUAAAUCAUUUCUGAUGAUUAAGAAAAAAAAUAUGUUACUAUGGAUGACUUGUCAUGUGGAUAUAUUAUGUGAGUGUCUUUUUACCAUCUUAAAAAU